Molecule: messenger RNA, 7783 nt
Organism: Perca flavescens (yellow perch)
Lineage: Eukaryota; Metazoa; Chordata; Actinopteri; Perciformes; Percidae
Gene: nacad
Product: NAC alpha domain containing
Exons: 10
Coding region: 237-6857 (2206 amino acids)
Cellular component (GO): nascent polypeptide-associated complex
Source: RefSeq, a predicted model, not a curated record
ACACACACACACACACACACACACACACACACACACACACACACACACACACUUAGACACGUGCUGCAGGGAAGAACUGAGUGUUGGGUCGCUGAGCAUUCAGGUCCCCCCUCCCCUUCUUCUUUCUCCCUCUCCACUGUCACUCUCACUCUCUCACUCCCUCUCCCUGUUCACCUUGUCUGUUCCGGCUGUGUGGUUUAUUGUUGCGUCAGAGCUAAAGAGAGCCAGCAAGAAGCAUGCCAGGGGAGAGCUCUCACAGAACUGUCCCCACCGACAAGCAUCCUGAGCAUGGAGCUGAGGAGACAGGGCUCCCUGGACCAGACAUGACUAGACACCAGUCUACUGACUCCACCCCUAGUGACAGUGGCUCCUCCCCUAGUGACAGUGGUUCUAGCCCUUCGCCCAGUACUCCUCAGAAGCUACUCCCAGCAUGCACCUCUCCAUUUGGACCACGGAUAUUUCAUGCAACACCUAGCUCCUCUGGUACUCCACGACCUCAACCUGAAGGCUCUGACCAUCGCAACAACACACAGAGACUGUCUGGAAAGUUAGGUGGUCAUGGACCUUGUGGCCGCCAUGUCCCUGUUAAGAUGGAGAGAAUCAAGGUCCUGACUGGUUCUGAGGUUGAGAGUGACUAUCAAGAGCCACAAACCAUUGACACAAGGGUGGUGAUGGGUCAAGAGACACUGCUCAAAACAACAGAGAUCCAGAAAAGAAAACCCAUGGUUGAGCCAAGUGGUCAGGCUAUCCCUUUGCCAGCUAUUCCAAGCUUUUCAGGUCCUCAGUCACAAGCAAAAGAGACCCAGUUGGAAACCAGCAAAGAGGAAAACCAAGCCCAAAUCCCUCAAAAACAGCAGGAUCAGCAAAAAGACCCUGUGCAGCCCCCAAUCACACUCCCUUCCCCUUUUCAGAACCCCCUAUUUCCUUCUUCUUUCUCCGCAGAGCCAAUCAGAACAGAUGACAAUUUGAAAGACAGCCAGGAAGAGGGUCAAAAACUUUCUCAAGACGAAGUGCCUUCCCUUUCUUUUUCUGAGCUUGUCUGUCCAGUUGCUUUGUCCUUCUCUGAGCCAGCCUAUGCUGUUGACCCACUACGAGUGGGUGUGCCCUCAUCUCUUGACCCUGACCUAUACUAUACUGCUCCUUCCACCCCAAUCAAGAUGGCCUCCCGUUCUUUGCACCUUAAACAUCAUUCAUAUCCUGGUUCUCCAGUCUGCCCACUCUCCCCAAGCUCUCCCUCAGAUAGCGAGGACCUCUGUUCCCCUCUCACCUCUCCCUCUGGCUCUUAUAUCACAGCAGAGGGAGGCAGCUGGACCUCCUCUUACACAUCUUCAACCUCCCCCUCCACUUCUCCUAACCUGCUCCUCACAGAAGAAGCACAGGAGGCCCCUGCUUGCUUUGUGGGCUCCUUAUCGGAGAUUGGAGAUGAAGUUGCGGAGGAAAAGGGACGAGCAUGUCCAGAACGGGAGGAGGAAAAGGCAGGAGGCUUCUGCCUGUACCGUCCUGAUGAUUUUGUCAUGAAUUCACGGAUGGGUAUAACAGGGACAGUGAUCCUUGAGGAGGAAGAGGCUCCAAAAGAGGAAGAGAUUAAGAUUUCCAGAGAAAGUUGUCGUCCUUGCUGGGUGACUGACAAUACAUCUCCUUUAAGGAGCAGUAGCAGCCGUAGCACUGACUCCCAGGAAGAGGGGGGAGAGUCUGAAAGCUCACUCUGCCCACUGGAAGAGACUAGUGCAGGGAGAGCAGGGUACUCCAGGGCCUUGCAGACAGGCCUGAAACUUCAUCUGGAGGCAUGUGUAUCAGAGGAACAUUAUGGACAGAUGGAUGAUCACCCAGAACUACCCUCCACUGCCUUGACUCCUGACACAGAGAGCAUGACCAUGGCCUCAUCUAGCCUUAGCCCUGACUCACCUGUCAGCCCCCUGGAUGCCUUCUGUCCUGGAGCCUUUGGUAUGUUCGGACCCAGUUCUUUCAUGCUCUCCCAGGCAGCCUGUGCUGAUGAUAUACCAGUGGAGGAAAUGAUGAUCCCUGCCUCUCUCAUCUCCUUUCCCCUCCACACCAGCCUUAUCUUUAAGGCUGAUUCAAUGGAAAUCACCCUCUUCCCCACAGAGGAUGAGAAUGAUAUCGGAGAAGGUAAUGACAUCAAUGAAGGGAAGGAUGUUAAUGCUUAUGCAGCAGGAGAGGAGGAGGCAGAUGUCGAAGAUGACGAUGAUGAUGAAGAAGAGGAUGAUGAUGAUGAUGAUGAUGAUGAUUAUGAUUAUGAUGACGAUGGUGAUGGCAAUGCUAAUGGCUCUGCUGACGGUGGUGACAAUGAUAAAAAUAAUGAAGAUGAUGAUGGUGAAGAGCAUGAUGAGGCAGGUGAGGAAGCUAAGGUAGAAGUUAAAGUGGUAGAAGAGGAGGAAGAAGAAGAGCAAGAAGAGGCUGAUGAGAAGUGUGAUCACAAAGCAGUGCAGGAUCCUACAGAGGAGGACAGCUCAGCAUCCUUCCUUCAUUCACUUUCAGAGACAUCUAUCAAUGAGGGGUUGGAUGAAGCCUUCUGUUUCCAAGACGAUACAGAUGACUCAUUAGAUUCUGCCUCCUAUAAUGGGGAGGAAGAUGAACGUCUAUACAGCACUGAGAGGCAUGCACAAUCAAUAGAACCCACACCAAUGGAUGCACUUGAUCUAACUGAAGUCCAAACAGAACCUGAACAGGGGCCUACCACUGGAACAGGUCAAACUGAACCUUCGCACACACAACUGACAACAGACAAAGUUGUGGAUCCCCCCAAAAUGACCUGUCUUUCUGAAUCCAUUGCUCUGGAUAAACCUACACCCCUGGAUGAACCUGAACUGGAAUCUACCAGUGGAAUAGAUCAGACAAAACCUUUGCACAUGCACAUGAGCACAGACAAACCAGUGGAUCACCAGACACCAUUCGGUCCUUCAGAAGCUAUUUCUUGUCAACCAGAGUUCUCCAGCAACGUGGACGAAAGUGGGAGUGAAAGUGAGAUGAUGGAUAUCUCUGGUUCUUCCAACCCUCUUGAGCACCCUAAAGACAGCUCUCAUGUGAACCCUUCCACCACUACUGUUGUCAUUUAUGUUCCACCUGACCCUGCUGCUGAGUUCCACAACUCUCCUCCUUCUGCCGCUUCUGCACAGGAGAUGGCAGACCUUAACAGUUCAGUUCUUCCAGAAGAAUUGGCUGAGGAAAAUCCCGAGAUGAAAGAUGAUGAUUUGCAAGAGAGCAAUGAUUAUUCAGGCGGGGACUCCCCAGAAAAACCAGAAAGAGACUCUUUCAAAUUGCUCAUCAAGCCUCGUCAUUAUCAGCCAGAAAGCCACAGGGCUGUAGGAGCAAGUAGACUUGUAUUAUCAAAGUUUUUCUCCAAUAAAUCAGAUGUGCCUGGAGGGGCAGAGGACACAUGUAGGACAAGUAUUCACAGGGAGUCUGACAUUGAGCUUGACCAAAGGAAUGGGAAUACUUCAGCUGAGUCUAUGAGUGUGGAGUGUAGAAGCGUUGAUUCUGCCACCAAUGACUUGAAUAAAGGUGUUCUUCUUCUCUCCUGCCCCAAAGAACCUAGUCCCAACCCCAGUAAUAUCCCUGUUUCUGCCUCUCCAGAGGUCAUCUCAGAACUUGCUGACAAUCUGGCCCUGACCCCUGGUGACUCUGCCCAGGAGAACCUGAGAGAAAACACCCUGAGUACUGAUGAAGGGGUGCUGGGAGCUGUUGGAUCCCCACACUAUCCCCUUGCCAUCUCGCCCAAAAGGGAAAACUCAGAAACAGACAGCAGGGGCGGGAGCAGGGAGAUGCGUCCUGGAGCUGGGGCGUGGUGUGAUGACAGAAUGGAGCUGGGGUUCGGUCUAGGAUUAGGAUCAGGGGCUGGGUUUGGUGUGUGGGGAGCAGGGGAGUACCUCUCCCUGUCUCUGGGGAAGAGGUAUGAGAGUCUGCUCAUGUGUGACACAGAGGGCCAAAGCACACAGACGGCUGUGGAAGUGUGUGAAAAUUAUGACAACGUUCUGGGUUCUGUUCUGGAUGAGGAAGACAACAACAGUCUGUGUGGAAAGAGGGACCAGAUGGCGGAUGAAGAAUUAGUAGGAGAGGGAACUUCUGAGUCCAACUUGGCUAGCUGGAAGUCCAUUGAGGAGAUCUCAGAAGCAGGCGGAGGGGAGGAUGGAAGCUCCAGAUUUCCGGAGGAUGAUGUCAGUAAUCUAAAUCCAGACAAUGAUGGAGAUAACACGCACACACAAAUACAAGACACUUGGAAGAAUUCUAACAAUAACAAUGACUCUGCCUUUGACUCCUUGGAAGUAGCCAUGUGUGAAAGUCUGAAUGCUCUAUCAGAGGAAGUGCGACCCCAGAGUGUGAGUGUCAGUGUUAGAGAGUCUGUGUCUAAUAUUCCACUUGAGGAGAUGCCACCUCAGGUUUCUGACACAAUUCCAGAUGAAGGGGAACAAAAAGACAGCUCCAUAAACCAGGCAUCAGACACAACACAGGCACCAUCCUCAAAGGAAGAUGCCUGUAGCAUCUCAGUGCCAUUAGUUGAAACUCACAUGAACAAAGCUGUAACAAACCAGCAUCUCAGUUCACCAGAUAAAGCCAAGUCAAGAUGUCAUACUAGACCAGAGUGUCAGACAAUCACUCCAGAGAGUAAUACAGCAUUUUCUUUGCUACACGGAUCAUUUGGUUCCUUUACUCCUAAAUGUAAAUCUAACGAAACCAGACCAAGUAGAGCUUGGCAAGACAAGAUGGAAAAUACGGGUUCCCAGUCAGAACCAGAGAUGGUGAAGCCUCCGACUGAAGGCCAAAGAAAAGUUGAUGUCAGUCCUGUGACUGACAGACUUGUUGAUGAACCAAAGACUACAGAUGCCUUUCGAGGACAGCAAUGUGUUGUUAGUAACUCAGGGGUAAAAGACGAGGAAGAAAAAGCAGAAGAGAAAGCAAAAAAGAGAGGUGAGGAAAAGGACAGGAAGAACAAAAAGGAAAGAAAAACCUCUCCUGCACAGAAUGUCCCAGAGCACUUUCCGUGUCACACCCCUAAAGGGGAACUUUGCACAGAAAAAACAAUUGCUGCUAAGAAAGGGAGGAGAGGGAAGCAGAACAAACACAGGGCAUCCCAGAAAGGCAAUCAUGGUGACUCUAGCCCUGAAUCUGUUGAUGAUCCAAAGAAACCCUCUGUUCCAUUAAAUACCACAGCAGAUGGAUGGUCAAAAGGGGACACAGACAGUUCUAAAACUAAGACAGGCCAAAAGGCAAACAACAAAGCUUCAUCGUCGGACUGUCAACAGAAAACGUCUGGGACAAACAAAGAUGAGUUUGGUUCACAGAUACAGGGGGAUAACAGUCCCAGUCCUGAGGUCAAAAUUCCUAUCCAUGGACUCUGCAAAUCUACCACACAUACCACAGACAACCUCAAUGUUGUCUUAGCAAUUAACCAAGAAUUACGUCAGGAACAGGAAGUGCUUGAUAACAGACCCCUGUCUGAUAGUCAGAGAGGAAUCACAGUGGAUAUUAAUGAUAACAACAUAGAUGCUGGCCAAAUCCCACCUACCCAUGAUACCUUAUCAUACUCUGUGACUCCACUGUCUUCCUCGCCAUCACCUGUUUCCUCUUCCUCCCCUCUACCAUGUUCCUUAACAGAGCCAGAGGAUGAUCUUCCCACACCUGUGCAGGAAUCCCAACCUGUCCCCUCAGCCCAGCAACAGCCUUCACAGUCCAUGUGCCACACCACCCCACCGCUUUGCUCUACCUCCCCCCAGAAACAAGAAGCCCUUGAUCCCCAAUUUCUUCCUCACAACAACCUCCAAGAGGUCACUGUUGUCCUUUCUGCAUCAACUACUUCUACCACAAGUGUCUCUUCGCCCUCAUUCUCCACUGCCAUGGUGUUAAGCCUGUCCCAGCCUACCCAGGAGUCAACUUCACCAGUGUCUGAGACUCUCGAUUCAGCAGGUGUUCCAGACUCUAUUUUCCAUCCCCAGUCUCAGCCUAAUCUCAACAUCCAGCCUCACAAACAAAUCAAGCAAGGUUGCACAUGGACCACACAAGACAGGUGCAGAGAUCCCAGUUUGGCUAAGGAGGAGACAGACAGUGAGGAUGAUGGUGGAAUGCCUCGACGUGGUCACAGAUCCCAGGCCAGAGGAGUGGCAGGAAACCGGAAUGGAGCUAUGCAGAGAGAGUCUUGUCCAUCCAAUCAGCGGGAAAUACAGCCUUUCUCUGCCCACCAAAUACCCGACAGACAGUCAGGCUGUCCAAUCAACCACAGCCACAAGAUUGCAGAAGAGAUCGACCUUUCUUUCCAAAACAAUUGUUCCAUAUUAGCUUCCUGUAAUGAGUCUGAGAGUGAGGGGUCAGUGCCUGAGCUAGAGGAGUCAGAGCCACUGAGACCAUCAGAGCCCCAGUCUGUCUCCUUUGCAGAUGAAGGGCUAAACAGACCAAAACAGAGCCGCAGUGAGAAGAAGGCCCGCAAGGCCAUGUCUAAACUUGGUCUAAAGCCAGUCCAUGGUGUGACCAGAAUUACCAUUAGGAAGUCCAAGAGUAUCUUGUUUGUCAUCAGCAGACCAGAUGUGUUCAAAAGCCCAGCAUCUGACAUUUACAUUGUAUUUGGAGAGGCAAAGAUUGAGGACCUAUCUCAGCAGGCUCACAAAGCAGCUGCAGAGAAAUUCAAGGUGCCUGUAACCUCUUCUCCCUUGGCCCCACCUGUCCCACCCAGCCUCACCAUCAAGGAAGAGAGUGAAGAGGAGGAAGAAGAGGUGGAUGAGGGAGGUCUUGAGCAGAGGGAUAUCGAGCUGGUGAUGGCUCAGGCCAAUGUGUCACGAGCCAAGGCAGUCCGAGCACUGAAACACAACAAGAAUGACAUUGUGAAUGCUAUCAUGGAGCUGACCAUGUGAGUGGUGAGGACGAUAUGACUCCUGACCCCCUCCUCCAGCCUAUACAGUCUAAACGCCACUGACUCUUCUGUAUCGCUGCUACUGUAUGUUGCAUCCCUAAUAUCUGCUAAAUAAAGUUUGUUCCUGCGUGGGCUGGGGCUGCAUUGUAAGAUUGCUUUUACUGAAAAGAUAGCAGAUGGCUUGUAACUUGUUUUAACAUUAGGAGCAGCACAGUCCUUCACAUUUUGCAAACUCACAAGGCCUAUUAAAACUUUUUUCCUAAAGUAAAAUCUAUCAAUUCAUUGUCAAUUGUAACAACAUAGUCUAAGCUAUUGUUUUAUUGAUGCUGGUGUUAGGGGUUAAUAGCCCUAUAUUUUUAAGUGUGAGCAAAUGAAGAACACACAAAAGGUCUUCACAUGAAAAAAAUCAUUUAUAUUGUUAAAACAUUUUCUCAUUGGGCUUUUAAUGUGAAAGGGGUUAUAUCAUCAUGUUGUUCAUGUGUGGCAGAUGCCAAUGGCUGGGUGGAUUCUGAAAUAGGCAAGACAAAAACAAAAACAUGAAAAUGUAAUGGCUUUUUAAAGGAAGCAUUGCAAGAAUACCGCAUUGUAAUAUUACCAUUACAUAUAAUUGCUUUACAUGUAAUGUUUUUGCAGAAGCAGCCUGCAGAUAUUAAAGGAAUACUUUGCACUGCUAAAUCGUUUUUGGACCCAGAAGAUUUAUGUAAGUCUCACAAUUAUUCAGACCCUUUAAUACCAACCUCAGAAAAAAGCUCAUUAAUCAGUGUUUACAUAUUACAACUGCUUACAUUGUCUAAAAUGUUCCUAUAUUAAUCAUACUCCAUAAAGUUACACUUUGCCAGCCCAAUGUGCCAGACUCACAUGUGCUAUCACCUUUUUUUAAGUUUAAGUGAAUGUGUCAUGAAAUUAAACUCUCAUUUUGUUCAGUUU